AUGGAUUCUCCAUCCAGUGACGCCGGCAAGGAAGAUGACGAUGAAAGUUCGUCCUCUUCGUCGAGUGGAUCGGAAGCAACCACACCGAAGCGUUCCGAGCUGGAUGAUUUCCGCGAACGAUGGCAGCAGGAACUGAAGCGAGAGCAACCGGUUACCGCCAACGCACCAGUUGCCACGACGACGGUGGAACAUGAUUCCAUCGAGCAUCAGGCACGUACACUGUUCCAGCAAGGUUCGGACCUGGAACGAAGCGGGAAAGUGUUCGAAGCAAUGCGACUUUAUCGGCGCGCCACACAACUCGUGCCGGACAUUGAGUUCCGGGUGUACGAUAUAAAGCAUGCCAAACCGAAGGAAGAUCCAACGAAUGAUAAAAACGCACGGCUCGUGGAAGGGCUAAUGGAACGCAUGAUGGAGGCAAACAUAGACGAAGAUGAGGAAAAUCUGGAAAACGUCGAUUUGGCAUUGCGCUUCCAGACGCUAAUGGCCCGGUCCGGCAAACUGUUCGAACGUGCCAGCGGUGACCGUAAGCUGAUCGUGACGACGGCCCACUUCUCAGACCUUCCGAUGGAACUGAUCCUUUACAUACUGCGAUGGGUUGUAUCGAACGAUUUGGAUAUGAAAUCGCUGGAACGCUUUGCAUCAGUUUGCCGUGGAUUUUAUCUACUGGCGAGAGAUCCGGAAAUAUGGCGCCAUGCGUGUAUGAGAAUUUGGGGUGUAAAUUUGGGGGUACUGAAGGGAACGCCCUUCAGUUCCUGGCGCGAGAUGUACAUUAGCCGACCCCGGAUACUCUUCCACGGAUGUUACAUCAGCCGAACUAGUUAUCUGCGUUCGGGCGAGAAUAGUUUCCAGGAUCAGUUCUAUCGACCGAUCCAGCUGGUAGAAUACUAUCGAUACUUUCGCUUCUUUGCGGACGGUAAAGUGCUGAUGCUGACGACAGCCGAUGAACCACAGCAGUGUGUCGUUAAGUUGAAGCCACGAUGUCCCACUCAGAACGAAAUAUUGCGUGGACACUAUCGCUUGCACGACGACGUCGUUAUCGUGGCCAUUCAACGCAACCGUCCAACGGCUCCCGCACGGCCAAGUCGCAAAGUGCGCGACCCGGAACCGGAAUACGGACAGCAAACGUUUCUGAUGGAACUGCAGAUCGUAAGCACCGCCAAACGGCCAUUUAGCCAGCUGCACUGGAAACAGUACACGAUGGUACAGCAGCGAAACAAUCAGGAAAAAACGACCCAGUUCGAGCUAACCAGCACCAAGUAUCCACCGUUAUACUUUUCGCGCGUUAAGAGCUACCACCUGGAAUCGGAAGGACCAUUGAAGUAGA
This is a messenger RNA of Anopheles maculipalpis, 1324 nucleotides long. RefSeq names its product F-box only protein 9. Gene Ontology annotation, molecular function: protein binding. Lineage: Eukaryota; Metazoa; Arthropoda; Insecta; Diptera; Culicidae. The record is from RefSeq and is a predicted model, not a curated record. Gene Ontology annotation, biological process: SCF-dependent proteasomal ubiquitin-dependent protein catabolic process. Bases 1 to 1323 code for a protein of 440 amino acids. The transcript has 3 exons. Gene Ontology annotation, cellular component: SCF ubiquitin ligase complex.